GCGACGGGCACCGCGUGCGGGGCGCCCCACCAAGCCGGUAGAGUUCAGCUGGCCCGCGUUUUCCUGGUGGUUGCGAGCCCCCCGGGGCAUCGUAACCACCGGGGCGGGCCAGCCAGAAGAUUCUUUUUGGCACUCUGCCCGCAGCCGCCAUAUCGUGCUCAAGCGCAGCGCCAGCUACACGGGCGCUGCGAACACCACCGACUCGAACCGCGGGAAGAUGUCGAGCACCUUCGCCGACGCGUGCGCCGCGCUCCCUGCGGAGGUCCAGGCGUGGGUUACCAACAAUGGCCUCACUGACCACGGAACGGUGGCCGACUCUGUCACCCCAGAGUACCUGCGCGACCACGCGGGCGCCACCGUAGUGAAGCCCGUGGACAUCAUGUUCGUUGAAACCGUCGCGGGCGCGCUCCCCGAGAUCGUGAAGAAGGGGUCUGCGGCGUGGGCGAAGACGCUGGGCUUCUACCGGAAGUGCUACGCCGCCAGCACAGAGGCCGCGAACAAGCCUCCCGACCAGGAGGAGGUGGCGCCCAUCGAGGCGAAGGAUCCGGGCCACGAAGACUAUUACGAGCUGAUUCCGGAUUACCGCGAGAAGCGGCUGAAGGCCCUCUUCGAGGCGAGGCGUCACGACGUCGAGGACGCCCGCUUACCCAGCGCCCGCCUCUGGGGCCGCUACGAGCGCCUGCACCGCGUCCAGAAGGAGUUCGUCCCCCUGCUUGCGGACAAGGUCCAAUCCGAGGAAAUCGGCAAGAAGACCGGCCUCGCCAGCUUCCUGGGGCCCGUCCAGAACGGGGCGCUCGCCUGGAGGCUCCCAGCCAUACAGGAGGCCCCACCUGACACGCUGGAAGACCUCGAGACGUGGGCGUACAUCAUCGAGAACUCGAUCUUUCUCGUAGGGUGGGUCAAGGACAUCAAGUCCCUGGACGUCUUCCACCAGAGGUUCUGGGCGAAGGUCCGCAAGAACCGCGCGCCGCGACCGGGGUACCGGAACCUCUCUGUCGCAGAGUACUACGAGGCGUACCUGGUGUGUCAGAACCAGUGGCGCAAGGCGUCGAAGGCCGGGGGCACGAUCGACGACGCGACCCUCGCGUCCAUGCCCCCAGAGAACAGCGACCUCGACGUCGCACUCGCCAUGGCGCCGCGUCUCGUCGCGCAGCCCCGGGCACCCGCGCUCGGUGCCAACGGCGGCGCCCAAGCCGCCCACGCCGGCAUGGCGGGCAGCAUCAUGACCGCGCCGCCCCUCGCCCUGACAGACGCGGGCCAACCACCAACCAAGCGCAGGCGCCUCUCGAAAGCACAGCGGCUGCAGAACCGGCUGCAGCAGCUUGCGCCCGCAGGCCCAGAACACCGCGGCGACAAAGGCGAAGCCGCCGGCAAGGGCAAGCCGCGCCGGAAGCUCAACCCGCGGGCGCGCACCAGCCCGCAGAGCCGCGCCACCGCGGCCGCCACCGCACAGCCCACGAAGGGCGACCCAGGUCCACGCCCGCGCACGAGCACCAGCCCGCCUCAGCACCGCGGCGCGGGCACCCUCGCGUCCUCAGGCGGCACCACCAAUGCCCCAGACCCAACGGGCAGCACCUGCAGCGGCAUCACCAUGGUCGAUUAUGCAGCGAGGCUCCACGACCCUGCGGCCGAACAAGAAUUCGACGCCGUCGACACAAACCAGCUGCCGCCCUACGCGCCGCCGCCCGCCGACCCGCGCAGCCAGCAAAGCGCGCGCAGAGACACCGUGCCGUGGUACGCCGAGGACACUGCCCCCCCGCCACAGCACCCUGCCGCGCCAGGCAGAGCAGCUAAAGGCUUUACACAGCAGCAGCGGGCGAUCUCGCCGAACCAGCACGUGGACAUGGCCUGGGACCGGCAACACCGCCAGCCCGCGCCCCAGUGGGCGGAACCGCCCGCCGUGCGCCCGCCAGCGCCCAUCCGCAGCGCACUGCUCUGGGCGCGCGACUGCCCCGACUACGAACGCUGGGUAAUCGGGCAGGUGCAGUACUGGAGGCGCGCCGAGGCAUCCCUGAGCGAUGCGACACGCGCCUGGCGCGCCGGCCUCUCACAGCACGUCAAAGACGCGUUGCCGCCAACAUACAACGGCCCGCUGCACAGGGAGCUGCUCCUGGCUUCCGGCCAUGACGACACGGAGGUCAUCGCCGACAUCACGGCGGGCUUCCGCAUGCGGGGCGUCCUCCCAGACACGCGGCUCUACGAGCACACCGACAGCGCAGAUCUGCCUGACGCCGCCGAGCUGGACAGCGCUCUCGAGCUGGCACUGGACAACAGAGAUGCCGCACUUCGGGAAAUGCUCCUGAACACUAAGCGGGAGCCAGACAUGGCCGAGGUCCUCCGGGUCACCGAGGCCGAGCGCGUGUCGGGCAAGCUCGAUGGGCCCUGGGAAGUAUGGCUCGACCACACCGGCCAGGUGCGCUCCACCGUGCCGUUUGCCAGAUGGUUACCAACGCGGCGCUUCCCGCGCGUCCAGAACCGCACGGCCACUUCAUACAAGGUCCGGCCCAUAGACGACGCCACGGCAAGCGGCCUGAACCUCGCAGCAGCCACCCAGGAGCGCAUGAGGAUGGCAGGCGUCGCCUCUCUCCUCGACGCGGUCGCGUUCAUAGCGGAGGAGUUCCACGAGUGGGGCGAUGACGGCGUCCCCCUCAUCGCAAAGGGCGACCACGCGCAGGCCUACCGACAAUGGCCGGUACAUCCAGAUGACAUUCCACUGCUGGUGUGCUUGGUCUGGGACGACACCGUGGGUCCAGAGGGCGGAUUCCGCGCCUUCGCGCGCAAGGCGCUCCCCUUCGGGGCCUUCGGAGCAGUCUGGGGGUACACGCGCGUCGCCGCCAGCGUGAUUCACCCGCUCCGCCGCAUCUUCAGCGUGCCCCAGAACGCGUAUGUGGACGAUUUCCACCGCGCCUCCCCGGCCAGGUGGGCCGCCCUGCACGAAUGGGUGUUCCAGGAGCUGCACGCCAUGCUCGGUAUCCCGCUCAAGGACGGCAAGAACCAGGGACCAGCGGCCGUGCUGGAUCUGCUCGGACUGGACGUCAUCUCCACCGGGCACUGGGUGGGACUGCGCCUCACCGUCAAGCGGCGCGACGACCUGGCCGCGGACGUGGACUCCGCGCUCCGCGCGCGCCGCCUCAGCAAGCGCGACGCGGCCCGACUCGGAGGACAGAUGGGCUUCGCCACCACGGCAAUGUUCGGCCGUUUCGGCCGAGUAUACGCCUCCAACGUGUCGGCGCACCGAGGCGGCUGGUCCGAACGCCUCGCUGACGCGCUGGCGUGGUGGAAGGCGCUGCUGCGCUGCCCGAUUUACCACAGGCGCGUCCACGGCGACCAGCGGCCCGUCGUCCUCGGAUGGGUCGACGGGUCAUGGGACAUGGACACCGGCACGGGGGCCAUCGGGGGCAUGCUGGUCGGCAAGAAGCAGCGAAACACACAGUCCGAGCUGCUCGCCGUACUGGUGCUGCUCCUCACCUGCCCCGACGAGCUCCGCGGGGCCCGGUUGAUCCUCUUCGAGGACAACACGCCCGCGCUUGAAAACAUCAUCAGCGGCGCCGCCAACGACGAUCACAGCAAGGACAUCGUCGGAGCGAUCUGGCUCCUGCUGGGAGUCCUCGGCGUAGAAUUGUGGAUCGAAUGGGUCGCGUCCGAGAGCAACCCCGCGGACGCUUUCUCGCGACCUGGAGAACCGGAGAAGCAGGCCGAGGCAGCGGCGCUGUCCCGGCGCUACAGCCUCAGUGCGGCAGAGCCGCGUUCCCCCACCUCGUUCCGCAUGGACGCCGGGGCUUGGGCAGCUGCCGUGGCGGCCGCCAAGGAGGACUGGGCGCGCAACGACCGGCGACGCCGUGCCCUGACCGCGCUGCGCUUGGGCUCCGUGGACGCAGGCACCCUCGCGGCGCUCCUGGGCGCGAUCACGUUCGACUCGGAUGACAAGCAGGUCACGCUCGGGCGGCUCCGCACCCGCCGCGCCGGCGUCGUGGCUGCCGCGACGCAGUGCCACACUGAGCUGCUGCGCCUCUUGUGCGUUGCAGCGCGGCCGCACGCCCGCGCCCACGGCACCGCUGCCGUGGCCCUGCGCCAGGGAACGCCGCCGCGAGCGCCGCCAGGGGCCGCGCGUUGCAACGCGGCCUGCAUCGUUCGAGGAGUUGGCAGCCGAGGCUCUGCGACCAUCGACUGGCUGCAGUCCGUGCCCACCCCAGAGACCGCGAAGCUGGACGCGAACGACGUCGUCGUUGGCUUCUACGCGGUCCCCAUCGACGGCAUAAAGGAGCGGGUCCGCUCUGCCCCGCUGCGCAAGCUCGGCCUGGACGUCGCGCGCGCGGGCCCUACCGCGCUGUCGCGGCUCGCCGACGCGCGCCGCUAG
This is a messenger RNA of Prorocentrum cordatum, 4357 nucleotides long. Lineage: Eukaryota; Dinophyceae; Prorocentrales; Prorocentraceae. The record is from the annotation of a GenBank genome assembly.